Molecule: messenger RNA, 1479 nt
Organism: Lotus japonicus
Lineage: Eukaryota; Viridiplantae; Streptophyta; Magnoliopsida; Fabales; Fabaceae
Product: probable CCR4-associated factor 1 homolog 11
Exons: 1
Coding region: 520-1479 (319 amino acids)
Cellular component (GO): CCR4-NOT core complex; CCR4-NOT complex; P-body
Molecular function (GO): nucleic acid binding; poly(A)-specific ribonuclease activity
Source: RefSeq, a predicted model, not a curated record
AAAAAAAAAUGCAAUGUCACUCUCUCUUAUUCACUUAAUAAUAAAAUUAAUUUAAAACAUAACUAAAUCUAUUAUGGUAUUUAGAUGCUAUUCUCUAAAACUUCUUCUGAAAAUCACGUUCAAAAAUAAAUUAUUACACAAAAGAUUUAUCUCAGAUAUAGUUAGAUAUUUAGGUUGAGAUUUUUUUCAAUUAUACUUUAUUCAUAUUUAUAUUUAUAUAUGAUAAUAAUAACUGAACUAUUAAUAAAACUAAAUGACAUUCAUUAAAAAUAUUAUCAAAUCUAUUUUUUUUAGCGAAUCUGAAAUAUUUUAGCAACGAAAUCAAAUCUUUUUUUCCAAAUCAAUCAGUUUGAUUAAAUGAAGUAAUUUAAAACUAAUUAAACUAUAAAUUCACUUUAUGAAAUCCAGUUUAUCAAAUGAAACCCUCACUCAACGUCUUUCUUGUUCAUCUCUCUCGACUAGACUGAAACUGAAAAAGUGAAGUGAGUGAACUGAAGAUAAUCAAUUUCACAUUCAACCAUGAACUCCAUCCCAAAACCCAAACUGAAGCCGGUGAUCAUUCGAGAAGUGUGGGCCUUCAACUUAGAAGCUGAAUUCCAACUCAUCCGCGGACUCAUCCAUCGCUACCCUUUCAUCUCCAUGGAUACUGAGUUCCCCGGCGUCAUCUUCAAGCCCGCUGAACCCCACAACCACCGCAACCUCCGCCCCACUGAUACCUACCGUUUCAUCAAGGCCAACGUUGACGUGCUCAACCUCAUUCAAGUUGGUCUCACCCUCUCCGACGCCGCCGGCAACCUCCCCGACCUCGGCACCGACGACUGCACGUUCAUUUGGCAGUUCAACUUCUGCGACUUCAACGUCACCCGCGACGCCCACGCUCCUGACUCCGUCGCCCUGCUCCGCAGCCAGGGGAUUGACUUCGCACGCAACGCUGCCGCCGGCGUUGAUUCGGCCCGCUUCGCUCGUUUGAUGAUGUGGUCCGGGCUUCUCCGCAACAAUGCUGUGAGCUGGCUCACUUUCCACUCAGCGUAUGAUUUCGCGUACUUGAUCAAGAUUCUGACUCGCCGGAGCCUUCCGGCUCGACUGGAGGAUUUCUUGAGGGUCGUGAGGGUGUUUUUCGGAGACAAGGUUUAUGAUAUCAAGCAUUUGGUGAAAUUCUGCGAUUCUCUCUACGGCGGUCUUGAUAGGAUUGGGCAGAUUCUCAAAGUGGAUCGAGUGGCUGGAAAAUCACAUCAAGCUGGUUCUGAUAGUUUGCAUACAAUGCAAGUGUUUCAGAAGAUCAAGGACGUUUAUUUUGACAACGAUGGCUUUAAGAAACACGUCAACGUCUUGUACGGGUUAGAGUUAGAAUUCAAUCCUAGUUUGAAUCACUUGUAUCCUUCCCCCAACCAAACUUGUUCGAGUCGGGUAGUGCCACUUUACUACAUCCCCACACGCUCAAAUAUGAUGCCUCUAUUCAAAUAUGUACAAUUUGGCUAA